AAAUGUGUCAUGCCAAAACGACAUUUAAUAUUCAAUAUCAAAAGGGAACUUGUUUUCCAUUCAUUCUUCUUCGUAACGAAUACUAUCCCAACCAAAUCAACAAGUGAUACCUAGAGUGGUACUAAACAAAUGGAACGGCUGAAAUCAAAUAUAAACACAGUAUGAUUGUGUUGUUGAUGGUGCGCAAUCGCGCAUCGCAUGUGGAGUUGCUAUAGUAGCAUGGACAAACAUACAAACAAAAUAUCAACAAAUGUUGUGACAGACAAUUUCACGGAAAUACACAUGAAAUUAAAUUCGUUUCCCAAACCGAAUAUUCACUAUUUGCAUAGAGAGUUUUCAAUUAAAACAAUGUCCUACAAAGAGGUUCGAGAUUUGUUUGAGUACUUGAAAAUUCUCGGUUACCCAAAACCAUUGAAGCUAACGGCGUUGUACACGAACCAAGGAUCAUUGGAGAAUUUCAAAUUAGUUUUUGAUAUUUUACGAUGGCUAAUCGACCAAUAUGAGCCAGGAACGAUUUUACUGGGCAGCACCGACACCGAAAUUGACCGGACACUUUUGGUUCGAAGUGCGGUUGAAUUUCUGGUGGUAAAAGCGGGCAUCAAAUUGAAUCCGAUUCGAUUAUAUGCCAGCUCAAUGGCAGCAGCACCCGAACUAUUGAAAGUCGUUAAUUUGAUUAUGAAACGGCCAACAAUUCAAUAUCAAGACUCUGAUGCAAUGAAUGAAAAGCAAUAUCGCAAGUUGACCGAAAUCGAUAUCGACGACAAGAUUAAAGCCAGACAACGUGGCCGCGAGCUAUCAUCGGAGCUGACUCAUAUCGGCGCGACGCUUUACGAUCUCUUGGGAAAGGACAAUGAAAAUCAAGAGAAACGAAAUAUGCAGGCCGGCCGCCAAAUGGAAUCGUCAAAUGUUGACCGAAUUUUGCACAAUGUGAUUACGUCAGCAAAUGCAAAGCUAUCGAGCGACAAGGCCUUGCUUGAUUCGGCUUUGAUGGAACGACAAGCCAGUUCGGCGAAAAUUGAACGGAAAAAAGCCGAUUUGGAGCGGCUCAGACAGAGAUUGGAUACACUGCAGAAGAUACGUCCUGCUUUCUCGGAAGAAUUCGAAAAGGCCGAGGAAGAACUGCAAGAGUUGUACGGCGAAUAUUUGACCCAUAUUCGAUGUUUAGAUGCUCUACGGGCUCAGGUGAACAUCAAUGCAAAAGUGACGCAGCCAAUGUCAGAGGCGAGCAAGUCAAGUGCUCCGGCAAGCAUGAUACGUUUACCCGAUGGCAUUCUUGACUUUUCUGAUGAGCUCAGCGAUGAUGGUGAUGACUUGCUUGACGACGAUGGACACGAAUUGAAACUCAAGCGUCCAGUC
This is a messenger RNA of Sitodiplosis mosellana (orange wheat blossom midge), 1356 nucleotides long. It is a transcript of the gene Cluap1, whose product is annotated as clusterin-associated protein 1. The transcript is spliced from 4 exons. Gene Ontology annotation, biological process: cilium assembly. Gene Ontology annotation, cellular component: centrosome; cilium; intraciliary transport particle B. Lineage: Eukaryota; Metazoa; Arthropoda; Insecta; Diptera; Cecidomyiidae. The annotation marks the transcript as partial. The record is from RefSeq and is a predicted model, not a curated record.